CUCUUCCUAAAUAUGUGCAUGCAUAUUGUAGUGCAACAUGCUGAUGUAUUUAUUAACAGACCUCUCUGGUUGAGCCCUUCUUCUACAGAAAGUGAGAACGUGACCACAGUGACAGCCUUCAUCCUCCUGGGCUUUACAGAAAAGCCAGAAAUGUGCCCUCUCUUCUCAGUCGUCUUCCUUCUCCUGUACGUGCUCACUGUUUUGGGCAAUGGCUGGAUGAUCACUUUGAUCAGAUCUGAGCAGCAUCUUCACACUCCCAUGUACUUCUUCCUCAGUAAUCUCUCUGUCUUGGAUCUUUGUUACUCCUCCGUUAUUGCACCCAAAGCACUGGAGGUUCACCUGCACUGCGGCAGGACUUCACUUUCCGUGCCAGCCUGUGCCACUCAGAUGUUCUGCUUCACCAUGCUGGUGACUGCUGAGUGUUUCCUCCUGGCAGUCAUGGCAUAUGAUCGAUUCAUGGCUAUUUGUCACCCAUUGACCUACGUUUUGCUCAUGACCCAAGGCCGCUGUACCUGCCUUGUGCUGGGCGCUUACUGCUGCGGUCUUGUGGGCUCUCUCAUUCAGACAAGUGGGGCUUUCCGCCUAUCUUACUGCGGACCCAAUCGGAUCAACCACUUCUUCUGUGACAUCCCUGCAGUCUUGAAGCUCUCCUGCUCGGACACCUGGCUUUCUGAAGUGAUCCUUUUCAUUUCCACCAGUGUAAUUGCUGUGGUGACCACAACCAUCAUCUUCAUCUCCUACACCCAGGUUUUGCUUAAUGUCCUGAGGAGUCACACUGGUCAAGGGAGACGGAAGGCUCUUUCUACCUGCACGUCCCACCUCACCACUCUUGGUCUCUUCUAUGGGACUGCAAUCUUCAUGUAUGCCCAACCAAGGACCAAGGCUGGGUCACAAGACCAAGAUAAAGUUGUUUCCAUGUUCUACACUUUGGUAAUCCCUAUGCUGAACCCAUUGAUCUACAGCUUGAGAAACAAGGAUGUGAAAGAAGCUAUGAAGCAUCUGAGAAGCAGGAAGAUAGUAGGCCUAUUCAUGAAGUAG
Messenger RNA from Anolis sagrei ordinatus, 1038 nucleotides. Its product is annotated as olfactory receptor 5AR1-like. Gene Ontology annotation, cellular component: membrane. Gene Ontology annotation, biological process: G protein-coupled receptor signaling pathway; sensory perception of smell. Gene Ontology annotation, molecular function: G protein-coupled receptor activity; odorant binding; olfactory receptor activity. NCBI's taxonomy places the organism in Eukaryota, Metazoa, Chordata, Lepidosauria, Squamata, Anolidae. The record is from RefSeq and is a predicted model, not a curated record.